AUGGCCUACGACAAUAGCUCACAACAAGCGCAGGCCAGCACCAACUACAAGGAAGCCUUCCAGCUGUUCGACAAGCGCGGCAACGGGCGCGUGACCGUCGACUCGCUGGGCGACCUUCUGCGCGCCUGCGGCCAGAACCCCACGCUGGCGGAGAUCAAGGAGCUCGAGAAGACUGCGGGCUCGGACUUCGACUUCGAGACCUUCUCCAAGAUGCUGAACCGGCCCGGCGGCUUCCGCGACCCCGGCGACGUCGACGAGUACUGCCGCGGCUUUGAAGUCUUCGACCAGAACCGCACGGGCUUCAUCGGCGUCGGCCAGCUGCGCUAUAUUCUGACGAACCUGGGCGAGAAGAUGACGGACGACGAGGUGGACGAGCUGCUCAAGGCUGUCGAUACCAGCUCGGGCGAGAUCCAGUACAGAGACCUCGUCUCCACGAUCCUGGCCAACUAA
Molecule: messenger RNA, 450 nt
Organism: Aplosporella prunicola CBS 121167
Lineage: Eukaryota; Fungi; Ascomycota; Dothideomycetes; Botryosphaeriales; Aplosporellaceae
Exons: 3
Coding region: 1-450 (149 amino acids)
Biological process (GO): mitotic actomyosin contractile ring assembly
Cellular component (GO): myosin II complex
Molecular function (GO): calcium ion binding
Source: RefSeq, a predicted model, not a curated record